AUGGGGUUACCAUAUCAGGGAGUCUCCUUCAAGAACUAUAUGUUAUCUUUGACCAACAGAGUUACGGGCACAUUGUCUGAGAUAGAAGAUGUCUCAGAGGAAGCCAACGGGCGAAGAUUAGGAAUAUUGAGUAAAGAUACAGAUGAAAUAAUCGACGUAUGGAAUUGGUUCGAGCAGGGAGGCCACGACAGUACAGCAGUCAGAAGGUUAUGGGAGUAUAGUCUCAGAAGUUGUAUAAAGCUAGAAGCCUGGUGGAAUAAUUUGCAAAAUAAGGGAGUAUCCGAGGGCAGAUAUGAUCAGGGACCAUGUCAUAUCAAUGAGAUCCAAGUGGGAGGGGGACAGAUAGGAUUUGGGACAGAUUGUCAGAUACACAAAAGCGAAUUAGCAUGGAACCAGAAAGGGUCUUUGCGGCAUAUCCAAGGGAAAGGUCAAGAAAAUCGUAGUUUAGCUAUCUGUAGGGAUCUGGUGACUCAGGUGAUGUUAGCGUUUGAGAUGAUAAGUAGCAGUACCCAGAGCCGAGAUAAAUUAAAGCAGGAGAAUCCCUGCAUGAGAUUAUAUCGAGGCUUAGUACAAUGGGGAGGGGAAGCCGUAGCCCAUGAAGUAAUGAAGGAUUGGUUUACAGGCGAAGGAAACUGCAUGGGGGGCGGAGGAUUUUCCUCAUGUUUGAAGGGUUUAGAUUUAUAUGAAGUUGUAAGUGAAAUCUUAUAUGGAUACCAGAAAGGAGAUAAAAAUAUAAGUUGCCAAAAGGUGCCUAAGGAGAUCUCCGAUGAAAAAACCGAGCAGGAAGAAUACCGUCUAAGUGGAGUAGAAGGGGCCUCCUUCUCUAGCUGUGCUUCAGGUGGCCAAACGUGUGAGGAUAGGUUAAGAGUCCAUGACGGAGAGGUAGAGCUUCAUGAUUUAACCACACCGGCCGAGCUCACCGAGAGAAGUCAGGGAAGGGGGGACCCCUCUCCUGGAUUCCCUGUAGGACAUAAUUCAGGGACUUCUGGGAUGAGUGGAGAUUCCAAAAUGAGACAUGAGAAUGAGGAGUCGUAUGAUAGUACUGGUCAGAUGUUACAGAAUGAUGUCAAAAGAGUUUUUUCAGAUCGUGUGCCCCUGGCCGAAGUUUUGGGGGGAAUAUUGGCUUCCUUAGGUUCUGUGGCAGCACUUUAUGGAUAUUAUAGGAUAUAUUAUUUAGGUAGAGGCCGUCAGCGGAAGUGCAAGAGUUCCAGAGGGAAUAACAUGGCGGUUACCUAUGCGUCAUUAUGA
Molecule: messenger RNA, 1248 nt
Organism: Plasmodium inui San Antonio 1
Lineage: Eukaryota; Apicomplexa; Aconoidasida; Haemosporida; Plasmodiidae
Exons: 1
Coding region: 1-1248 (415 amino acids)
Source: RefSeq, a predicted model, not a curated record